Molecule: messenger RNA, 573 nt
Organism: Anthonomus grandis grandis
Lineage: Eukaryota; Metazoa; Arthropoda; Insecta; Coleoptera; Curculionidae
Product: coiled-coil-helix-coiled-coil-helix domain-containing protein 7
Exons: 3
Coding region: 59-310 (83 amino acids)
Source: RefSeq, a predicted model, not a curated record
CUGUCACAAGUGUCAAAUUAAUUUUUUGGAACGCGGCGUCUUUUCCUCAACAACAGGAAUGAGCAAACAUAAUGCCGAAGAGACUAAUCCUUGUCUGAGGGAACACGAAUUGAGUUUUAAGUGCUUCGAUCGUCACAAUUACGAUAAGUCGAAGUGUUUCCUCGAAAUCGAAAAUUAUAAGGCGUGCAAGAAGUUCUGGGGCGAAGUGAGAGCUUCCAGGAGACGCCAAGGAAUUUAUCCCCUUUUACCCCCUGUAGAAGAAAGAGCAACAAUCAAAGAAACCUUCCUGAAAACAGGAAAAAUCCCUUAAACUGUGACUUAGUAGUAGUUAAUUUUAGAUAGGAGCUAUUUAAAUACACUAAAGGCAUAAUAAUGGAUAGUUCGAAUUUUAAGGAAUAUGACUUUGUUUGGGCCAAAAUGAUGGGAUAUUGUCACUGGCCUGGUAUAGUAAUGAAACCAGCAGAAAAUGCCCCGACAAAACCCAGCAAAGACAUGCAAUGGAUCUACUUCCUGGGAUCGCACAACUAUGCCUGGAUCGAGCAUAAAAAUAUCAAACCUUAUCUGCAACACAAG